GAGAGAUGUGUGUCAGUUGUAUGGCGCUGCUAUAAUCCCGUCACGGACUCACAGCUAGUGUUGUUCUCAGAAUGAAACACUGAACGCUAUCGACGGUAAAACACGAGCUUUCAGAAGAUAGCGUGAAGAUGUGCGGCAGAUUAUCACUCAUCGUGCCCCUCGUGUAAACACUGUCCAUCACAUCAGCAGCAGCGAGAGACAGCGGCGGGGAGGUACUCCACCCGACCACCGAGCGAGCCGCGGCUUCCCCGGCACAUGUAGCGAGCACGCACGAGUGACGUCGCGUUACGUCGCAUGCUGGUAGAUCCGUGUCGUCGCGCGCCGAAUGGAUUGCGACCGGCUUGCUAAUAAAGCGGGACGCGGUCGGCGCGCGCUUGUGGAAUGACACCGUCGCGCGACAUCCGUCCAUCCGCGCAGCAGCUGAUGUUUGAUGGACACCGAGCGCGGAGCGGCUUGAUUUCUCCGCCGUGAAGGAUGAAAAACCUCGAGUAUCAGCAAAUAGACCCUCAGGCACUCGCGACUCCUACCCCGACACCUCCACCGCGACCUCUGCCCGAGCACAAGCCCAGACGAGCCCGGAGGAGAUGGGAGGUGUUCCCCGGGAAGAACCGCUUCUGCUGUGACGGACGCGUGAUGGUGGCGCGAGUGAUCGAGCAUAAACUACAUAAUGAAGAUAAUGUUGAACUGCAACUGCAAGAUCAACACUGCCCGUUCCUGGUGAAGCACCUCACCAGCUGCAUCCCGGCCAUCGGAGGGGUCCUGUUUGUGUUUGUGAUCAUCUCUCUCCUCCAGACCAGCUUCACGGAUCCGGGGAUUCUGCCCCGGGCCACACCAGAGGAGGCCGCAGACAUCGAGAAGCAGAUCGACAACCCGACGGGCUCGUCCUCAUCCUACCGCCCCCCGCCGCGCACUAAGGAGGUCGUCAUCAAUCAGCAGGUGGUUAAACUCAAGUACUGCUUCACCUGCAAGAUCUUCCGGCCGCCACGCACCUCCCACUGCAGCCUGUGUGACAACUGUGUGGAGCGCUUCGAUCAUCACUGCCCCUGGGUCGGCAACUGUGUGGGGAAACGAAACUACCGCUUCUUCUACACCUUCAUCAUCUCGCUGUCUUUCCUCACGGCCUUCAUCUUCGGCUGUGUAACCACACACCUGACUCUAAGGUCGCAAGGAGGAAAUGGGCUUGUUUUCGCUAUCCAAGCGAGUCCUGCCAGUGCUCUUGAGUUAGUGGUCUGCUUCUUUUCAGUUUGGUCCAUUUUGGGCCUCUCAGGCUUCCAUACAUACCUGGUGGCUACAAAUCUUACUACCAAUGAGGAUGUGAGUGUUUUCCUUUCUUAA
Messenger RNA from Sinocyclocheilus grahami, 1335 nucleotides. RefSeq names its product palmitoyltransferase ZDHHC18-like. Bases 475 to 1335 code for a protein of 286 amino acids. The record is from RefSeq and is a predicted model, not a curated record. Gene Ontology annotation, molecular function: protein-cysteine S-palmitoyltransferase activity. Lineage: Eukaryota; Metazoa; Chordata; Actinopteri; Cypriniformes; Cyprinidae. Gene Ontology annotation, cellular component: Golgi apparatus; endoplasmic reticulum. The transcript is spliced from 7 exons. Gene Ontology annotation, biological process: protein targeting to membrane; peptidyl-L-cysteine S-palmitoylation.